Molecule: messenger RNA, 1941 nt
Organism: Rhodotorula toruloides NP11
Lineage: Eukaryota; Fungi; Basidiomycota; Microbotryomycetes; Sporidiobolales; Sporidiobolaceae
Product: tRNA (guanine-N2-)-methyltransferase
Exons: 12
Coding region: 1-1941 (646 amino acids)
Biological process (GO): tRNA N2-guanine methylation
Cellular component (GO): nucleus
Molecular function (GO): RNA binding
Source: RefSeq, a predicted model, not a curated record
AUGUCCACCUCGUCUGCGGCACAGGGCGAGGCGCAGAAAGAUUCGAUGAUGCAGGUGGAGGAGACUGCGCCAGGUUACGCAAAUGCAGGGGCUCAAGAAGGUCAGGCAGGCGAAGACACGACAACCGCCCCAGGCGUCAUCCCCGAAGGCUUUAUUGUUCAUACCGAAUCCUCAACCUCGAUCCUCUUCGCCGCUCCCCCUUCCACCACGUCCUCCGGCCCCGCUCCGGUCUUCCUCAACCCCGUCCAGGAAUACAACCGUGACCUCUCCGUCGUCGCGAUCCGCACGUGGGGAGAGGUGAGGCAGAGGGAGAAGAGGGACAGGUGGGAAGAGGGACUGCGGAAGAAGUGGGCAAAGAAGAGGGCGAGGGAUGCGAAAGGCGAGGGAGACAAGGGGGCGAAGAAGCGGAAGGCAGAGAGCGGAGAGAAGGAGGCUGUUGCGGAGGCGGAUGCGAGAGAAGGCGAGGCUGAGAAGACUUCAGAGUCGGCUGCGCCCGCAGAACCGCAGGACGAGAAACUCCCGCCGCCGCCGACCUACAAGUUCACGCUGCUUGAAGCGCUCUCCGCAACCGGCCUCCGCGCAAUCCGCUAUGCGAAAGAGCUGCCUCUCCUCCGAUACGUCGUCGCGAACGACCUCUCCGCCUCCGCCGUCGCCGACAUCCGCCGCAACAUCGCCUUCAACGGCCUCUCUCCCGCCGGUCACUCCCUCCUUCCCUCUGUUCCGCCUUGCGUCCCUCUCUCCUCCCUCAAGCCUGACCCACCCUACGGCCUCUCCAAAUCCGACAUCGACGAAGCCCUCCACGGCAAAGUCCGCGUGAACGAGGGAGACGCGUGUGUCUAUAUGUACCAGCAUCGCGAUGAGGACAAGAGGUUUGACUGUGUCGAUUUGGAUCCGUAUGGAAGUGCGGUGCCGUUCUUGGAUGCGGCGGUCAAUGCGACGGCGGAUGGAGGCCUGAUGUGCAUCACCUGUACCGACAUGGGCGUUCUCGCGGGCCACAACUACCCCGAGAAGUCCUACACCCACUACGGUGGCGUCUGCAUCAACGCCGAGUACUCUCACGAAGUCGCCCUCCGCCUCGUCCUUAACGCCCUCUCUUCCACCGCCUCGCGCUACGGACGCUACAUCGAGCCUCAACUGUCGCUCUCGAUCGACUUUUACGUAAGGUUGUUCGUGAGGGUUCGGACGGGACCGAAGGAGGUAAAGGCUGUUCCUUCCAAAACCGCCCUAGUCUACUAUUGCCACUCCUGCCAGACUCCUCACUUCCAACACCUCGGCCGCGUUACCGAGAAGGUCAACCCGAGGAACGGGCAGAGCAACGCGACGUACCAUGUGCCGAGUGGUCCGCCGGAGGAGAUCGAGAAGGGAGGGAGGUGCGGCGAGUGUGGGGGGAAGAUGCAUAUCGCGGGACCGAUGUGGGCCGCUCCGAUCCACAAUCGCGACUUUGUCAAGGAGAUGCUCGAGCACGUUGAGUCGAACCCGAGCGACUUCAAGACGAGCGAUCGGAUCAAGGGCAUGUUGCGCGUUGCGCUUGCGGAGGUCGAGGCGCCGCUGUACUUCUCGCCGGCCAAGAUCGCGAGCUACUUCCACGCCAUCUGCCCUCCCAUCACGACCUUCGCCUCCGCCCUCCUGAACGCAGGCUACACCGUCUCCCGCUCGCACGCCAUGGCCGGCUCAAUCAAGACCAACGCGCCGCGGUCGUUCGUGCACGAUGUCGUGAGGGAGUGGAUCAAGGAGCAUCCGGUGGCGAUGAAGAAUGUCAAGGAUGGCAGUCCAGCGAAGGUGUUGCUGGCGAAGGAGCAGAGGCACACCGUCUCGCUCGCGCCGCACUCGAACGUGUCGUCCGUCCUCCUCGACAACGUCAAGCUAGUGCGGUACCAGAUGAACCCGCAAGAGAACUGGGGACCGGCGAAGGCCGCUGUGAGGGGCGCGCCGCAGAAGUAG